ACCCUGUCCUUUCUCCUGCGAAAAUUGCACAUGGCUUAAAAAAAACGCAAGUGCACGACUCCAAUUCAUGCCAAUUUCUUGCAUUUCAAGUGUUUAUUUUUAAUAGAUUUUUGUGCGAAAACAUAUACAAAACGGUAAAGAGUGCAAAGUACCCAACAUCAAGUCAGCACUAAAAAAAGAUUGUACAUAAGGCCACUUUGAAGGAACACAAAAUAUAUACAUACAUGUUUACACUUCAAAUUCCUUACGCAGCAGUUAAAUAAAAGUCACAAUCUCCACUUACUAUUUUGAGCACACGAAAAUUUCUAUUAAAAAUCUACGGUCAACAACACUUGAAAUUCAGUGUAAAACAAGCAGCAAGAGCAACCAACUAAUUCAGGAAGAGAAUUAGGAAGGAACAAAUAGAAAAAAAAAGAAAGUAAUCAACAAAAACAGUGUAAAUAAACAACACAAAAAAAAAUGUCUGGAGAGGAAACGUCCGCUGAUCGCAAUGUCGAAAUAAAAAAAAUCAAGAAACUCAUUAAGAGUUUGGAGAUGGCACGCGGUAAUGGCACAAGCAUGAUUUCAUUAAUCAUACCGCCAAAGGAUCAAAUCUCACGUGUUAGCAAAAUGUUAGCCGAUGAAUUCGGCACAGCGUCCAACAUCAAGUCACGUGUCAAUCGUUUGUCUGUCUUGGGCGCUAUUACAUCGGUACAACAUAGGCUUAAAUUAUACACCAAAGUGCCUCCAAAUGGUCUGGUCAUCUACUGCGGCACCAUUGUCACAGAAGAGGGUAAAGAGAAGAAGGUUAAUAUUGAUUUUGAACCCUUCAAACCGAUCAAUACAUCAUUAUAUUUAUGCGAUAAUAAGUUCCACACUGAAGCGUUGACCGCUUUAUUGGCCGAUGAUAAUAAAUUCGGUUUCAUUGUGAUGGAUGGUAAUGGUGCACUCUUUGGUACAUUGCAAGGUAAUACACGUGAGGUAUUGCAUAAAUUCACUGUCGAUCUGCCGAAGAAGCACGGGCGUGGUGGUCAAUCAGCGUUGCGUUUUGCCCGUUUACGUAUGGAGAAACGUCACAAUUAUGUGCGUAAAGUUGCUGAAGUUGCUACACAAUUGUUCAUUACAAAUGAUAAGCCCAAUAUUGCGGGCUUAAUUUUGGCUGGUAGUGCGGAUUUUAAGACCGAAUUGAGUCAAUCUGAUAUGUUUGAUCCUAGACUGCAAUCCAAGGUUAUUAAGCUGGUGGAUGUCUCUUAUGGCGGUGAGAAUGGUUUUAAUCAAGCGAUAGAACUGGCGGCCGAGUCAUUGCAGAAUGUUAAAUUUAUACAAGAGAAGAAACUCAUUGGACGUUACUUUGAUGAAAUUUCUCAGGAUACUGGCAAAUAUUGUUUUGGUGUUGAGGAUACCUUGCGCGCCUUGGAAUUGGGUUCCGUUGAGACAUUAAUCUGUUGGGAAAAUUUAGAUAUACAACGAUAUGUAUUGAAGAAUCAUGCGAACUCCACGUCGAACACAGUAUUGCACUUGACGCCCGAACAAGAGAAGGACAAGUCACACUUUACUGACAAGGAAAGUGGUGUUGAAAUGGAAUUAAUUGAGUCUCAACCGCUGCUCGAAUGGCUGGCGAACAAUUAUAAAAUGUUCGGUGCUACACUUGAGAUUAUUACGGAUAAAUCUCAGGAGGGUAGUCAGUUUGUGCGAGGUUUUGGUGGCAUUGGUGGUAUUUUGCGCUACAAAGUAGACUUCCAAAGUAUGCAGCUCGACGAAAUUGACAACGAUUACUACGAUAUAGAAGAUUAUUAGACAAUUAUAAUUUUUUUUGUUUUUUUUUUUUAUACUUAAAAAAAUUCUCUUCCAUUUGCAAAAAUUUUGAAAAAUUAUAUUUAAAUUUUUAAAACACAAAUUAUCAAAAGAAAAACAAAAACAAAAACCACCAACACUUCCAAUACAUAAAAGGGAAACUCUCUGUUGAGCUGACAUCACAAAGUGAACGAACGGGCGGCUAGAAAUAUUCGUUAUAUUCACCGAGAAUUGUGAAAGUCAAAAAUAAUUGUUAAUUAGCAUCGAAGGAAACGUACAUAUAUAGUCUAUAUAUUUAUCUAAGAACAAAAAAGAAAAUAAAAAAUUUCCAAAUUCAUAACACAAAAAACCAAGCAAAGCAAUACCUCAAACCACAUGGAAGUAGCAUGCAUGCAGUGGGGGAAAAUCCCAAUUCCAGAGACACGGUCCGUAGCACCGCUAAAAAAUUUGUGAUUAGCAACUAGUAUCUACCACAAAUCUGUUUUGAAUCAUAAGGACGCGCCAACAUCGUAUUUAUAUUGUUGCGUUUUUAUGCUGUGCCGCUCCAAUUGAUACCUUUUUAGUUGGAAAGGUCAAGUUCUUUCGCUAUUACCACAUGAAACUACCCUGUUUCGUUCAAACUGUCUGUCUGCUACUGCCUACGACGUAGUCGUCGUUGUUGUCGUCGUCGUCGUGCCUUCGGCUGCAACCAAGCAUUUUGGCGUCUAGUAACGUCCUGAAUUUUAGCAACAUUAAUUAACACUAACAACUUAAUUUGCAAAGAAAAUAAUUUUGUUAGUAAAAAAGAAGAAAAAGAGCGUAAAAAA
Messenger RNA from Ceratitis capitata (Mediterranean fruit fly), 2579 nucleotides. It is a transcript of the gene eRF1, whose product is annotated as eukaryotic peptide chain release factor subunit 1. The record is from RefSeq and is a predicted model, not a curated record. The coding region runs from base 460 to 1776 and encodes 438 amino acids. The transcript is spliced from 8 exons. Gene Ontology annotation, cellular component: translation release factor complex; cytosol. Lineage: Eukaryota; Metazoa; Arthropoda; Insecta; Diptera; Tephritidae. Gene Ontology annotation, biological process: cytoplasmic translational termination. Gene Ontology annotation, molecular function: translation release factor activity, codon specific; sequence-specific mRNA binding.